Neltuma alba is the source of this 1193-nucleotide messenger RNA. Its product is annotated as mitogen-activated protein kinase kinase kinase 17-like. Lineage: Eukaryota; Viridiplantae; Streptophyta; Magnoliopsida; Fabales; Fabaceae. The record is from RefSeq and is a predicted model, not a curated record. Bases 90 to 1172 code for a protein of 360 amino acids. Gene Ontology annotation, biological process: protein phosphorylation; signal transduction. Gene Ontology annotation, molecular function: protein kinase activity; ATP binding. The transcript has a single exon.
GAAUUGUGAAUUAUUAAAAGUUUCAUAUUUCGAAUUGGGGAUUUCUCAAUUCGAGAUCGAUUUGUUAUUUUGUGAAAGAAAGGAGCGUUAUGGCCAGAGUUUCCACAUCUUUAUCUCCCAAACGUGGGGAAUGGGUGAAGGGGAAAUUGAUAGGAUCAGGAUCUUUCGGGACUGUUCAUUUAGCCAUGAGCAAAUCCACAGGAGGACUCUUUGUUGUUAAAUCAGCACAUACAAGGGCUGAAUUAGCAGCUUUAGAGAAUGAGGUUGAAAUUCUCAAGAAUCUAGAACCAUCUCCUUAUAUAGUCCAAUACUUGGGGUCAGAAAGACACGGAGAUGAUCUCAAUGUUCUAAUGGAGUACAUGGCUGGGGGUAGCUUGGCUGAUAUUGCAGAGAAAUUUGGUGGAUCAUUACAAGAAGAUGUGGUUCGUUUGUACACAAAAGAAAUCCUUAAAGGCCUCAAGUAUCUUCAUGGUAAUGGGAUUGUGCACUGUGACCUUAAGUGCAAAAACGUGCUUCUGGGGUCUUCUGGGGACAUCAAAUUGGCAGAUUUUGGAUGUGCAAGGAGGGUGGAGGACUUGAAAAAUAAAAGUUUGAUGAAGAAGAAUACCAAGUCUUUGGAAUAUGUUAGCGGGACCCCUCUCUGGAUGGCUCCUGAAGUUUUGAGGAAUGAAGAGCUUGAUUUUUCUGCAGAUAUAUGGUCUUUGGGAUGCACAGUUAUUGAAAUGGCUACUGGUAGGCCCCCCUGGGGUGCUUCUAAGCAUGAUUCAGACCCAAUGGCUGUCCUUUUGAAGAUUGCCUGUGGUGAUGAGAUACCUAAGCUCCCAACCCAUUGCACAAAGGAGGGUCUGGAUUUCUUGAGGAGGUGUUUGGACAGAGACUCAAGAAAAAGGUGGACAUGUGAGGAAUUACUUAGGCACCCAUUUGUAUCAAGGGAUUCAUCUGUAACAACACCACCAUCUUCACCCAAAGAUGCUGCUUCCUCACCAGUCAGUGUGUUGGGGAUCUCAAGUUUUGAUGAUGCUUAUGAUUUGGAAGAACCAGAAAGUCCAGAGGGAAAUGAUCUCUCAGUCAUAAAGCCAUUUACACUUUGUAAGGAUGGGAGAACAAUGCCAAGGCAUGGAGAUGAAUGUGCAUUAUGUUCAUCACAGAAUUGGAUUACUGUCAGAUCAUGAUGAAACUGUCCGAACUGUGAG